Molecule: messenger RNA, 2408 nt
Organism: Trichechus manatus latirostris (Florida manatee)
Lineage: Eukaryota; Metazoa; Chordata; Mammalia; Sirenia; Trichechidae
Gene: LDHAL6A
Product: lactate dehydrogenase A like 6A
Exons: 7
Coding region: 241-1239 (332 amino acids)
Biological process (GO): pyruvate metabolic process; lactate metabolic process
Cellular component (GO): cytoplasm
Molecular function (GO): L-lactate dehydrogenase (NAD+) activity
Source: RefSeq, a predicted model, not a curated record
GGUAGUUGUCAGUUUUGGUGAAGCAGCCCUAUUACCUUCUUUUCCUCCCUCUUAAUCGUAUCUACCGUCCUCCUCCUCCUGUUAUUUUUGUCAGUCCCUGUUGUGUCUGCAGCACCUGCUACCGUACUGGGGUCAAGUUCUCUAUAUGCCCAGUCACUACCGACCAAUUCCAAAUCUGGAAAUGACUGGGCUUAUCAGGUUUUGAAGAUGGCUAUUUUUGUUCACUGUUAGGUUUCCCAGAUGGUGACUUUCAAGUGUGAACUUAUUAAGAAUUUUACUCCAGAGAAGGCCGUUCAUCACAAUAAGGUCUCCAUUAUAGGAACUGGAUCAGUUGGCAUGGCCUGUGCUAUCAGCAUCAUAUUAAAAGGCUUGAGUGAUGAACUUGCCCUUGUGGAUGUCAAUGAAAGCAAACUGAAGGGUGAGACAAUGGAUCUUCAGCAUGGCAGCCCUUUCGUGAAAAUGCCAAGUAUUGUUUCCAGCAAAGAUUACGGUAUCACUGCAAACUCCAACCUGGUGAUUAUCACAGCAGGUGCACGCCAGGAAAAGGGAGAAACACGCCUUAAUUUGGUCCAACGAAAUGUGUCUGUCUUUAAAUUAAUGAUUUCUAAUAUUACUCAAUAUAGUCCCCGCUGCAAAUUGAUUGUUGUUUCCAAUCCAGUGGAUAUAUUAACUUACGUGGCCUGGAAAUUGAGUGGCUUUCCCAAAAACCGUGUUAUUGGAAGUGGCUGUAAUUUGGACACUGCCCGUUUCCGUUUCUUAAUUGGACAAAGACUUGGUAUCCACUCAGAAAGCUGUCACGGGUGGAUCCUUGGAGAGCAUGGAGACUCAAGUGUUCCCGUGUGGAGUGGUGUUAACGUUGCUGGCGUCUCUCUGAAGAACCUGAACUCAGAUCUAGGAACUGAUAAAGAUCAUGAGCAGUGGAACAAUGUCCAUAAGGAAGUGAUCGCCAGUGCCUACGAGAUUAUUAAAAGGAAAGGUUUUACUUCUUGGGCCAUUGGCUUAUCUGUAGCUGAUUUAACGGAAAGCAUUUUGAAGAAUCUCAGGAGAGUGCAUCCAGUUUCCACCAUAAUUAAGGACCUCUAUGGAAUAAAGGAAGAAGUAUUUCUCAGUGUUCCUUGUAUCCUGGGAGAGAAUGGCAUUACAGACAUUAUAAAUGUCAAUCUGACCCCUGAAGAGGAGGCCUGUUUAAAGAAGAGUGCACAAACACUUUGGGAAAUUCAGAAGGAGCUCAAUCUUUAAAGCUGAUUAAUGCUACUUACUUUAUGGUUUUUCAAGAAAAAAAUAGUAGUAAUGGGAUUGCAUAUGGUAAUCUUUUGAAUAAAUCUGAAUUCCUAAAAGUUAGAAACAGGAUACGGUAGAAUGAUGUCCGUUUAUUUAGCCCUCAAGCUCUCUCAGCUGCUAGAUGAUACUAUUUUUUUUUACAAUUCUUAAGUGACUGCAUCAAAGGAGGUGUCUUUGGUACCUCUGAUGUACCAGUACUUGCCUUGAAUAUAUAUAGCUGCCUAAGUGGUCCAAAAGAAUGUAUGAUGUAUGUGUUUACUGUGUUAUAGAAACUGAUUCUUUUCAUCAAGUACAUGCUAAUUCUUUCGUUCUGGCUGGCUUCUAUCUAUUUUCAUUUAUAUACUAUAAAAACAAUCGUACAUGCCUCUACAAUGUAAAAAUGGAAGUUAUGUACACACAAAAAUAACUCUAAACAUUAAUUCUAAUUCUAAUAAUAAAUGAAUAAACUUUGAUUUGACCUUGCUACUUUUUAGUCUGAUAAUUUUUGUGAAUGGAUUUUACUUUUUAAAGAAAGGAUCUAAACUGUAUAAACCCCCCUCAGUGAUGACUGGGACUAACUAAAAGUUGUUUUUUUCUUGGGAAAGGUAUACAGUGGGCUAUCUGGCUCCCUAAUAUCUUAAAAGAAAACACUCCCUCAAAUCAGAAUGUUCUUCCUUUGUAACCUCAUGAACUUUCUAGUGCUCUUAUUUUGACUGAGAAUGUUCUGUUCUAAUGCAUGAGGUCUGUGGGACAUAUAGCAGCUGUGGAGCUCACUGGGUGGUCACAAACUUGGCUACAGAAUCACUCCCCAUAAAGACUGAUUUCAAAUGACAAUAAAAGCAGGGAGGCAAUGUACACUAUACCUUCUGCUUUGUUCCAAAUCUUCUCACAGCUACCCCUUUAAUUGUGGCCAGACCAUCAUGCCUAGUUAACAUUAAGCCCCAGGUAUAUAGCUCUGCUUCUAGGAUUCCCUCCUUUUUAUUUGAUGAAAAUAGUUAUGGUUUAAUCAGGCCUAGAAAAGAAAUCUAGGCAGGGACUGAUAGGAGGGUACCACCCAGGACCUUUAACAGAAAAAAGUCACCCAAAUCCCUCAAUUUCAAAAUUUCUAUGUAGUCUCAAAAAAAAACCAACCACUACCAAACCCAUUG